AAUUGUGACCCUUCACGAUAUUCACAUCAGUAUCAAUUAGAAAUCUGGCGCGUUUUUCAUCCAACAACUGGGAAUAGCUGUACAUUGGAUAUCCCUGUUUGGAAUGGCUCGUAGUGCAGAAAAGGCUAUGUAGGUUUUUAUGACCUAUAUUCGGAGUACUUUUCAGGACUGCACUCGCUCGAUGGAGAGCAGUUUAUGUGGAUCGUGUUCAAGAGACGAAGAAAAGGCCAUAUAUCGCUUCUGAGUGCACCGGGUUGAAAGAUUCUCUGUAUUACAGACGCCAAAUCGUCCAUGAAAUAUCUCGAAAAAUAGCUCAAAUACAGAAUCCUAGCUUAGGUGAAUAUAAACUAAGGGAUUUGAACGAUGACAUAAACAAGCUUAUUCGAGAAAAAUCCCACUGGGAAGACCACAUAAAAAACCUUGGGGGUCCUGACUUUAAAGUAUAGUGGUAUUUUUUACACUAGAGUGCAGGCAGAAGCACCGAAAAUGCUUGAAAAAGAGGGGAAAGAAGUUCCUGGCAAUAGAGGCUACAGAUAUUAUGGAGCAGCUCGUGAUCUUCCGGGAGUGCGCGAAUUAUUUGAAGAAGAUCGUAAGUCGAUAUUCGAUUCUUUUAUUGUUUUUGAGAAGCCAUAUAUUACCAUCGUUCAGCUUUCUUUAAUUACAUCCUCACAAUUGUACCAACCAAGGUAGCAGAAACCAGCCAAUAGUUACAUGAGAUUUUGCGUUACAAAACAAUUUGACAGAACUGUGUAUGUUUAGGCUAUUAUCUUUCGUUCCUAUGAUUCGAUCUAAGCUUCCGUUUCAGUUAGGAAAAACACAAGGCUAGGUGACCUGUGUUAAUCAUGGCAAUAGUGACCUCUUACUUGAUCUACAUUUCUUUCGAAAGCGUUGACAGAUAGAACGUCAAUCACGGAUUGAGGUAAAAAAUUCCAUUCGUUGAUGAUUCUAUGGGAAAGUCGAUAGUCAUCUGACAAGUAAUUUGUUCUGGGCUUGUGGACCUUUUAGGGUGUGUUGGUAAACUCUCCGUUCUGUAGGACGACAGAAGUAAAAAUAUCAGAUUCAAAUUUAUCAUUAAGUAAUAUAAAAACUGAUUGAGUCACCUCUGGUUCCUCGACAUGACAAGGUAAAUAAAUUUAGUUUAGUCAGUCUAUUACAAUUCGAGGGCUUUGCAAUUCUGGAAAUCAGUUUAGCCAUUGAUUUAUUUAUUUGAACACAAAUAUUGGUACAAGGGGGCACCAAAUAUGUGUGCGCCACACAAAACAAGGAGAAUGGGAAGAGAAAAAGGAAGGUGCGCAUAAGGAAAAAAGAACAAUAGUGACAGAUUAGUGUAAGAUAGUGUCGUAAUAAUAAUAUUACUGAGGGAAACGGAAAGGUACAAUCAAAAGAAAUCUUUCAGUUAAGGAAGAAACAACCACUUUUAUGAAGAAAGUAAAAGGUUACAGCAGGAUCGCCACUGGCUUCUAUUCUGAGCCAUAUCUGAUAACGUCUCUAGCCACUGUGUUGCACCAUCUCUCGGACCCCAACCACGGAGUCGUGAAGGACCGAUACAAGCCAGUCCUUUGUAGCUUUCUUUCAUCCCACGACACCAUGUCAUACACUGACCACCUCUCCGCUUUUUCCAACCAGUCCCAGAGUCGGCAAAUAAUGCACGACGUGGAAUUCUCUGAGACGACAUUCGUAGAACAUGUCCAAGCCACCGAAGUCGGUGUUUCAAGAUGGUGACACCAAUUGAAUUGUCAUCUCUGUGCCCGAACACACGAUGCCGAACCUCUGCAUUACUGACAUGGUGUUGCCACUGGAUGUCAGCAAUCCUUCGGAGACAACGAUGAUCAAACACGGAAAGUCGUCUAACAUCCUCAACUCGGAGAGGCCAGAUUUCAUAAGCGUAGAGCAAAACUGCUUUCAUCGACGCGUUGUAGAUCCGACCUCUUACAGCCAGACUAACAUCACGAAGGCGCCAAAGAUGGCCCAGAUUGGCAUAAGCCGCUCUGGCUUUCACUAUACGUGCAUUGAAAAAAAAACGAUACUCUUGUUGAAUACUUUAACUGAUAUAAAUUCAAUUAAAGCGAAAACAGUAGUCUUAAUCCGUAAUAAACGAUGAAAGCAAUAAAAUUAACUUUGUGAUAAAAAAAAUACCACUGUCCUUUUAAAAUAGCUAAUUAGACUUGACUGCAUUUACUCUGCCCUCGAUUGUUACAGUGACUUAAGGCUAAUUUCAAUCUCAAGUUAGUACUACCCAGCUAGACUUGCUACCGUAUACUUAUUAGGAAAUAAUAUGGUAGUAUUACUUUAGACCACGUAGUAAUAUAAUUUUAUGUCUUCAUGUGGAAUACUAGUCUUAUGAUAAUCUUGCUGGUAAGGUUGGGUAUUUUUAAAACCAACAAACGGUUUGUAUGUCAUCGCAUAAUGAAUGUUGGGGGCUUCAUGAUGUAUUUGUAUAUGACUGAAAAAUACUGUUUGGUGUUACAUUGCCUUGGUUACUGGCUUCUAAUCAAUCGGAGGGAAUUGACUGUAGUUUACUAGAUGAAGUAAUUGAAUUACGACCAACCAUAAAUCUGGGCUUACUCAGUAUCCUUAAUUAGCUGGUUUUAGGCAUACUAAACAAUAACAGUCGUAGUUGAGUACAACAAUAAUAAACCAUUAGAGAAAAAAACUAAAAUUAUCUUUAUAAUAAGGCCAGAAGUGAUAGAAAAUUAUGCGAAUAGGUUAAGACCAUUUGAGACUUGUAUCACAGCAUAUACUGAUCAGUUGUCUAGAAUCACGAACUUAAUAUGUUUACAAUACUGCAGCAUUUGGAAUAACGGCAUCUCAAGUCUUCAGGCGCUUAACUCAUGUUUCACAAAUAGUAUUUGCGUGGGCAGGUAGAACUAACUAUUUUAUGGGUUGGUGUGUUAACCUGACCACUCUGGAGUUUCAUCUAUUAAUUGAAUCCUCCAACAAACAUAUUACGGAGGAAAGUGGUGGUCAAAUUGUCUAUCAUUUCGCAACUUAAAGUAAAUGCUGGUCAUUAUCGUACGCAACGUAGAACUUAAAAUUUACAUCGUCACAACUUACCUUAGUGUAUACCGAGAUAAAAUUAUUUCGAGACAAAUCCGAGUACUGAAAGUAACAACAAAAUCUUUAGUAGUAGAAAUAUAACCACUUAUGGAUAUAGAAAAAGGUGUAGGGAGAUUUCGUAACCAACGUUGUAAAGGAAGAUCAGGAGCAAAUGUACCUCCGCCAUUGGAGAUCCAUGUCAAUCAAAGUCUCUAACCAUUGGCUACAAUAAUCACGUGGACCCAAACCAGAUAGUUCACAUGCGUUAACAUGGUUCAGUUCGAUCGGCACUGAAUUCGCAGAAUGGUGUCGUGUCUUGGUUUGGCUACCCUCAGCUUUCUUCCAGCAUACUUCUACACUAGAGAACGUCGCCCGUGGACAUAGGUGAUAGUUGGGCAUACGUAACACAUGUCUCAACCAUCUUCUCCUGAUUACAAUAUCAAGGUAGCAAAUACGUCCGAAAAUGCUAGUUGAUAACAUCUGAUAACCUUUAUUCACCUCACACAAAAACGCUACCGUCUUUAUUGACUUACCACUAAACUUUGAUUAAUCUUCUAUUUAAAGACCAGUUUAUAUUCGGUAGACCAUUAGAUCUAAGUUUUGUUCCAGUAUCGUUAAUUUUUCAACGUGUUUGAUGAUAUCUACUUAUACCCCUCAUAAAGAUAUUGUAAGAUCUUGAAUUUUGGAAUAUGCUGUUUAGUUAUUAAAAGCAAAGGCUAAAGUUCUUAUGUAGACAUAAUAGUUAUAGUAUUGACUAAAACGUUUUUGUAAGCUUUGUUACUUGUUAUAAUGCUUACUGUUUUUUUAGCUCAACCAGUAGCUAGGAAAUCUAGAGGCGAGUUAAUGAAGCUAGUUGACGUAUCGUAUUAUGGUAACUGUGAUGAAGAUGAUGGUGUAAUUGUACCUCAGGAAGCUGUUUAUGAGCAAGAAGGUAUCGAGAUGUCUUUUAAUAUUUUGGGUUUUGUCCAGCUAUUGCGCAUAAAAUUGCUGAGUGGAAAUAUCGUAAAGCAUCUGACUCUCAACCAGGAUAUUCAUGCAAGCCGCUCGGGGAUGAAUUUGAUGAACUAGAUGAGGAUAAUGCGGAUACCAGAAACAUAUAUGACGUUGGUGACAAUGUAAGUAUAUUCGGGGUAUGGGCGUUCGAUAUUCACUUAUAAUAUGACAAUUAAUCACAAGGGCUCAUCAUCUUAAUAUGCUGUGUUUCUAGCUGUAAUUAAUUUUCCAUAUAAUUGCCGUAAACAUAUUUCUGUAAACGCAUAUACCUUUAUUUCUUCGGGAUACUGACAAACUCAACGAAUUCAAGAUAGUCCUCAGCAAUAAGUUCCAGGCCUUUCAUGAUCCACUCAAUGGAGAAGGAACUACUAUGGAGAGCAACUUGAAGGGGAUCAAAAAAGCAAUCACUUCAACAUGUCAUGAGGUUCUGGGCCACAAGAAGCACCAUCACAAGGAAUGGAUCACUGUUGAUGCACUGCAUAAGAUUAAAGAAAGGAGGGACAAGAAGGCAGCAAUCAAUGCCAGCCGGACAAGAGCAGAAAAAGCCAAGGCACAAGCUAAAUACACAGAAGUAAACAAGCAAGUGAAGAGGAACAUCAGAACUGACAAACGUAAAUAUGUGGAAGAACUAGCAAUGACGGCGAAAAAGGCUGCAAGAGAAGAAAAUAUGAGACAACUGAAUGACACAACAAAGAAACUCUCUGGAAAUCGCCGCAAACCAGAAUGACCAGUGAAAAGCAAGGAAGGCGAGGUAAUCAACAACAUUGAAGAGCAACAAAACAGGUGGGUAGAACACUUCAAAGAACUCUUGAAUCGACCAGCUCCAUUGAACCCACCCAACAUCGAAGCAGCACCCACGGAUCUCCCAAUCAAUGUUGGCCCACCAACAAUUGAAGAAAUCAGCAUGGCCAUCAGACAAAUCAAGAGUGGCAAAGCAGCAGGACCAGACAACAUUCCAGCAGAGGCACUAAAAGCAGACGUAGAAGUAACUGCAAAGGCAUUCCGCAUUCUCUUCAGUAAUAUUUGGGAUGAGGAACAAGUACCAACAGACUGGAAAGAAGGACUUCUGAUCAAAAUACCGAAGAAAGGCGAUCUCAGCAACUGUGAUAACUACAGGAGCAUCACUCUUCUCUCAAUACCAGGAGAAGUCUUCAACAGGGUAUUGUUAAACAGGAUGAAGGACUGCGUAGGCGCCCUACUUCGAGACCAACAGGCAGGAUUCCGUAAGGAUAGAUCGUGUACUGACCAAAUCGCAACUCUACGGAUAAUUGUGGAACAAUCAAUUGAAUGGAAUUCAUCACUCUACAUCAACUUCAGUGAUUACGAAAAAGCAUUUGAUAGCGUGAACAAAUUUAUUUAUUUAUUUCAACACAUAGACAAUAGUACAAAGAGGCACCAAAUACAUAUGCGCCACACAAAUCCCAUUCGAUGUGUGUGAGGGCUGUGAUACUGCCCGGGUGCCCAAACCGAAGCAGGUGGUUUUCUUAGGGGGCCACACCCCGAGCCUUCGACCUGAAGGUCUGAUCCACAAGGCAGUGGAGCAUCGUAAGGAGAUGCAGUCCCAUGGAAGCCGGUGACCAACAAUUGGUUCAUACGCCAUUUGUUCCCGCAGGAUACUGGAGCCCAUGUACACAAUCAGUUUUGAAUCCGGUUAAAGCUCCGGACAUUCGCUUUUCGUCCUCUCAUUUUCGUAAACAACACCCCCGCCACGAAAAGGCAGUGAGUAGGACUUCCCUGGCAGAAGCUAUAUACGCGUGGCCGUGUGAGAGUAUUUCGAGAGGGAGAGUGGACUCUCCCCACUCUCGGCCGUACCAGGGUAUUUGGGGGAAGCUUCUCCGAUACUACGGCGUGCCUCAGAAGAUAGUCACUAUCAUACGGAAUUCCUAUGAUGGAUUAAACUGCAAAAUUGUGCAUGGAGGACAAUUGACAGACUCGUUCGAGGUAAAGACCGGUGCCAGGCAAGGUUGCUUACUCUCACCCUUUCUCUUUCUCCUGGUGGUCGACUGAAUCAUGAAGACGUCAACAUCUGAAGGGAAACGCGGGAUACAGUGGGCAUCUAGAAUGCAGCUGGACGAUCUAUACUUCGCAGAUGUUCUGGCCCUCCUAGCGCAAUCGCAACAACAAAUACAGGAGAAAACGACCAGUGUAGCAGCAGUAGGUCUGAAUAUACACAAAGGGAAAAGCAAGAUUCUCCGAUACAACACAGAAUGCACCAAUCCAGUCACCAUUGAUGGAGAAGAUUUGGAAGAUGUAAAAACCUUUACAUAUUUGGGCAGCAUCAUUGAUGAACAUGGUGGGUCUGAUGCAGAUGUGAAAGCGCGGAUCGGCAAAGCAAGAGCAGCAUAUUUACAACUGAAGAACGUCUGGAACUCAAAACAACUGUCAACCAACACCAAGGUCAGGAUUUUCAAUGCAAGUGUCAAGACAGUUCUACUGUAUGGGGCGGAAACCUGGAGAACUAUGAAAGCCAUCAUCCAGAAGGUACAGGUGUUUAUUAACAGUUGUCUAUGCAAAAUACUUCGGAUCCGUUGGCCGGACACUAUUAGCAACAACGUACUGUGGGAAAGAACAAACCAGAACCCAGUGGAGGAAGAAAUCAGAAAGAAGUGCUGGAAGUGGAUAGGACACACAUUGAGUCAAGCACCCAACUGCGUCACACGACAAGCCCCCAUAUGGAAUCCUCAAGGCCAACAGAAAAGAGGAAGACCAAAGAACACAUUACUCCGGGAAAUGGAGAUAGACAUGAGAAAAAUGAACAAAAAUUGGACAGAACUAGAAAGGAAGGCCCAGGACAGAGUGGGUUGAAGAAUGCUGGUCGGCGGCCUAUGCUUCAUUAGGAGUAACAGGCGUAAGUAAGUAAUAUACCUUUAUUUGUUUAAAUUCAUACCUUGAUCUUAAGUCCCUUAGGUUUCAGGUACACUAAAUGGUGUUCAUGGAGCGGUGGCUUAGUGUUUAAACGAUUUAGCUUUCUAAAACUUGGGACUGAAUCCCGCCUCACGUGUUGUGGUUUUUGGAACUGGACAGUAUUAUAUACACGAUUAUUUGAUAACAUUCGUUUUUAUUUUACAUUGCGUGGCUUGUAUAUUUCUUUUUAUUCUCAUUUUCUGUAUUUUAUUUUCAAACUAAUACAACAGCUCACCUAUGGUGGAAAUUCUGUCCUUUCUAACCGGUCUUAAGUCACUGAUUUAUUGACAGUUGAGUGCUACCACCGAAAACGAAUUUUGAAUCAGCCUUCCUGAGACCACGUGUGCCAUUCAAAAUGGCACCCGUCAGCGUCCUCACACUAAUACAGACCGGACAAGUGAUAGAGUUGGGUAUAUCUUUAGGAAGUCCUAACAUCGAAAAAUGUUUUCUAUCCGAUACCCCUAUUCAGGACUAGUAAAGUACGACAAAAUCGCUUUCUAUCAAUCUAUUUGAAACCGCUGCGUUACAUGAGUUUAUUCGAGGAUCCUAUAGCAUGUUUAUCUGGGUUUUUUAAUUUGUGUCUCACUGGUAGAAGCAAUACUAGUCGAUUGGAUCCUCACUGACGGUAUUUAAAUUUGCUGUACUGUAAUCAGUGGGAGACAACGAAGAGGGACUGGGGUGUGUCCCUAUCUUCUCGAAUUCUUACUGAUUGGGUAUUACAUGAACUACAACACUAUCCUUUCAUUUCUAAGAAUUCUGUCUCCAUUUUCUCAGUAUUUUCCCCUAAAAUAUUCAUUUAUCCAACCUAGAAUUAAACAAUUGUUUAAGCGAUUCUUUAACCCCCUGCGUUUAUUAUCUUUUAUUGACCCCACACAAAGUAUAUACAAUUUUGCCUUUUAAAUGCUAAUUUGUUACUAGGUUUCAAGCAACUUUGAAGUGUUAUUUGCUCUCGCAUAAUUUAACAUCUGGAUUGACUUUGUUUUUCUUACACAGCCGGCUGAUAUAGAAUUGAUGCGUCUUUAUGAAGCAAUCGAUGAAAAUAAUGAAGUUGGGUCGAUUGACUUUUCUAAUGCAGAACAAUUAGUAGCACUAAUAAAUGACGACGAAAAUAAAGGUGACUUAGAUGAUCAUACAGGAAGGUCGGCAACCAAAUCUAUGAGUUCUUUAAGCACCACGGUGAAGCGAGCAUUCGUCGCCCAUGUUCCAAUCUACUCACAAGAGCAGAUUGAAGCGGCACUAGUAGCCCAGCGCAAACGUGAAAUUCUUGAGAAAUAUAUGUCUAGUGAUCUGUUAGCAAGUAUGGCACAGACUGGGGAGAUCCUUGGCUUUGAAAAUAGUGAUGAAAUAAACUCAAGUUAUCAAGUUGUAAACGACAGUCAUUUUUCGUCAAUCCCGACAACAGAUUCCAAUGUUAACGUUGACUUGGAUACAAAUGAAGGAGAGAAAAAGAACUAAUACUUUAUUUUGUGGCCUUUAGAAUGUAUAUUUUUGUACAAAUUUCAAGCAUUUAAGUAAU
Schistosoma haematobium is the source of this 8449-nucleotide messenger RNA. Its product is annotated as NineTeen Complex (NTC) component. The coding region runs from base 6040 to 6834 and encodes 264 amino acids. Gene Ontology annotation, cellular component: catalytic step 2 spliceosome; post-mRNA release spliceosomal complex; Prp19 complex. The record is from RefSeq and is a predicted model, not a curated record. NCBI's taxonomy places the organism in Eukaryota, Metazoa, Platyhelminthes, Trematoda, Strigeidida, Schistosomatidae. The transcript is spliced from 4 exons. Gene Ontology annotation, biological process: generation of catalytic spliceosome for second transesterification step; mRNA 3'-splice site recognition.